AUGGCCACGGCACCGCUGCGAGUCGGCUACGUGCCGGAGCACUUCUCGACCCCAAUCUACUUUGCCAAGAAGCACUUUGGCCUCAACGCCGAGCUGAUCCCCUUCCCCUCCGGCACGGGCCACAUGAUCACGGCGCUCCGCGGGGGGGAGAUCGACGUCGGCAUCGGCCUGACCGAGGGCUGGGUGGCCGGGCUGGGCAAGGAGGACGUCCAGGGCGACGGCGGGUACCGCCUGGUCGGGACAUACGUCGAGACGCCGCUUUGCUGGGCGAUCUCCACGGGUACCGACCGCACCGACAUCACCUCCGUCGAAUCCCUCAAGGGCGGCAAGAUCGGCGUGUCGCGCAUCGGCUCCGGCAGCUACGUCAUGGGCUUCGUCCUCGCCGACCAGCGAGGCUGGCUCACGCCCGGCCGGGCCCCAUACUCCGACACCGUCGUCCUCAACACGUUUGCGAACCUGCGCGGGGCCGUCAACUCGGGCGAGGCCGACUUCUUCAUGUGGGAGCACUUCACGUCCAAGAGGUACUACGACUCGGGCGAGAUCCGGCGCGUCGGCGAGAUCUACACCCCCUGGAGCAGCUGGAAGAUCGUCGCGUCGACCGGGCUGACUGGCGGCGGGGAGCUGGACGGCAGGGUCGAGACGCUGCUCGAGAAGCUGGACCAGGGCAUCAGGCACUUCAACGAGAACAAGGAGGAGGCGGUCCGGUACAUCAGCACCGAGCUGGACUACUCGGCCGAGGACGCGACCGAGUGGCUCAAGACGGUGCGGUUCCCGCAGACGACCAAGGGCGUGAGCGCGUCGACGAUCCAGGGCUGCGUGGACGUGCUGCGCAAGGCGGGCGUGCUGUUCGAGGGAAAGGGGAUGGAGGCGACGGCGAUGAUAACGAAGCAGAGGUAG
Messenger RNA from Thyridium curvatum, 897 nucleotides. RefSeq lists its product as uncharacterized. The transcript is spliced from 2 exons. The coding region runs from base 1 to 897 and encodes 298 amino acids. Lineage: Eukaryota; Fungi; Ascomycota; Sordariomycetes; Thyridiales; Thyridiaceae. The record is from RefSeq and is a predicted model, not a curated record.